AUGGAUGACGAUUUGGAAAUUAACGAAAAUGAAGCAGCAAUUAAUUUGUUAGAAUUAAUCGAAGAAGAUGAAUUCCGGGAACGCCCUCGAACUUAUAAUUUUAUAGACCCACUUGAAGACUUGUCUGACAAGAAAUUUAUUCAAAUAUAUCGAUUGCCGAAAAAUUUGGCAAGGAGAGUAAUCGAAAUGGUCACUCCUUUUAUGGUUGUACCCUCUACUUCACGCGGUAUAUCAAUCCAACGUAAAGUGUUAACAGCUCUCAGAUUUUUUGCGUCUGGUAGCUACCAAAUGGACAUUGGGGUGAACCGAUAUGCUUCAUUAAGCCAGCCUUGCGUUAGUCGGUGUAUUAAGGAAGUUUCCAAUGCUUUAUGUACUCCACAAUUGUAUGACCAACAUGUAUAUUUUCCACAAAAUGUUAACAAGUUAAAUGAUGUACAUCGCGGGUUUUAUGAUAAAUAUGGUGUCACCAACGUGGUUGGUGUGAUUGAUUGUACACACGUCGCCAUCUUUCCACCAUCAGUCAAUGACCCCAUUUAUCCUGAGCAUAUUUAUGUGAACAGGAAAAAUUAUCACUCCAUAAAUACGCAACUCAUUUGCGACGUCAAUUUACGGAUUUUAAGUGAGUGUACUCAGUAUCCCGGUUCGGUUCAUGAUUCCCAUAUUUGGAAUCAAAGCAAUGUUAAGGAGCUCAUGGAAUAUUUACAUCAAAAUGGAACGUCAUACAUGUUAUAUGGUUAUGAUUCAGGUUAUGCACUCCGACCGUGGUUGAUGACACCAUUUUUAAACCCACUUAUCGGGUCCCCGGAAGCUGCAUACAACGAGACGUUUUGUCGUGUUAGAUCUACCAUUGAGAGAUGCAAUGGAGUUUUGAAGAUGCGUUUUCGAUGUCUCCUCAAACACCGAGUACUACAUUAUUCACCGAGUAAAGCAUCUAAAAUUAUAAAAAGUUGUAUAAUGCUGCAUAAUUUGUGCAUCAAUGACAAUGUACCAUUAGUAGUAAAUGAACCACUCGAAGUUGAAGAUGUAGAUUUUGGAAUUAUUCCACCAAUGGUUAUUAUAAAUGAAAAUCGGCCAAAUCACGAAAAUCGUAAUAAUGAACUUUUGGUAGGUCGUCGAAUAAGACAAGAUAUAGUAGCAACAUUCUAUACAUUGUAA
Molecule: messenger RNA, 1155 nt
Organism: Adelges cooleyi (spruce gall adelgid)
Lineage: Eukaryota; Metazoa; Arthropoda; Insecta; Hemiptera; Adelgidae
Product: putative nuclease HARBI1
Exons: 7
Coding region: 1-1155 (384 amino acids)
Source: RefSeq, a predicted model, not a curated record